Messenger RNA from Drosophila eugracilis, 1204 nucleotides. RefSeq lists its product as uncharacterized. Lineage: Eukaryota; Metazoa; Arthropoda; Insecta; Diptera; Drosophilidae. Gene Ontology annotation, molecular function: microtubule binding. The coding region runs from base 177 to 1103 and encodes 308 amino acids. Gene Ontology annotation, cellular component: endoplasmic reticulum tubular network; cytoplasmic microtubule; endoplasmic reticulum membrane. The record is from RefSeq and is a predicted model, not a curated record. Gene Ontology annotation, biological process: endoplasmic reticulum tubular network organization. The transcript has a single exon.
CACAGUAUAAAACAAAAAGAAAAGUGUACAUACAUACAUCGCUACAGAACUGCCAAAUUAUUUUAAACUAAUGAAUUAAAUUCGGAAUUGUCGUAAAAAUAAGUUAUUUCCGGCAGACGUUAGUCGAUUAAUAUAUAUUUUAGAUCAACCUUGAAGUCAGGAGCACUAAUACUGAAAUGUGUUUCUUUAGCUGCAUAUCACGAUUCAUGUUUUUCGUAUACGGCACUUUGGGACCGGCAUGGCACACCUACAAGACACUCAACAGCGGGGAUGAGGAGUUCCUGGCCUGGGCCAAGUACUGGAUAGUGUACGCCUUCCUGGUCACCUUCGAGGUGCUGGCGGACAUCUGUUUGUCUUGGCUGCCCCUCUACAUGCCCACCAAGUUUCUCCUGAUUCUGUGGAUCGUCCUGACAGCUCCAUCAGCCAAUGUCUGGAUAUUCGACGCCAUUCUGCGUCCAAUGUUGAGCAAGCGGCAGGAGCAGAUCGAUCACUUCCUGCACCGAGGCAAGGACAAGAUGCUGAGCGACGCCUUCUUUUCGAUGAAACAGUUGUUUAUCAGUAGUAAAUCCAUUGUUGGGCCUUUUUUGAUUAAUUUGUGGUCAAGAUCGAAAAUCUCACACACGGACUCUGAAAACGACAAGGAUUUCGGAACUGCAACUGGCCUAGGUGGAGAAGGUGGCAGUGGGACGUCUGAGGAUACUGAAUCUGUCCUCGGCUCGGUCCGCACAUCUGCUCAAAAUCUGUCCUCUUGUUCCAGUCUUGUGGACAGUCCACGGUUCGUGAUCGAUGAUUCCGAAGAGAUUCAGAUAGGCGUUUCAAAAGCCACCACCCAUCUGCAUCCGGACAAAUCAUUGGGCGAUCUGGCCAAGAAGAACAUUAUGGCCCUAGAGUCAUCCGGCAUUCUAAAUCGCCGCGUUCAACUUCCUCGAAAAACGCUCAAGGCGUCCUCAACAAACGAGGUAUCUGUCACUAGUAUUUCUUCCAAAGCGAAGAUUGAGGGUCCCCAUGACGAUGUUGAGGAUCUGCUGGCCAAGACCAGAAUCGAGGCCAACGGCCAGGAAGUCCGUCAACAACGUCUACCGGCCUAUCGUCGCCGUCUCUAACCCACUAAGCUGGCAGGAAAAUAGUACAUGUUUAUCUUUCUUAUGUCCAAAAAUUAUGUUACAAUUACUCAUUGCUAAAUAUAAGCAUAAAAUCACAAAAA